CAUAUUUAUCAAAUAAUUGUCAAAUCAAGGUAUAUAGAAGUUUGUUUUUAAUGCUUAGGAAAAAUAAGCAUAUUUUCGUUACAAAUUCGAAAACAUCAAGCUAGAUGGUUUAUGUGAUGUUACCUCGAAUUCAUCGUAGCGAAGCAGAAUUACGUAAACAGCAAAUUAACACUUUGAAAAUUUUCAAUGCAAAUGUUACAGAACUGACCGAGGGGAUAGAAUAUCAAAUUGAUUUUCAUGCAGGUGAUAAUGACUUCAAGUUGAUAGUGUCAUUAGGAAAUGAAUUUCCUAAUGAUAAACCUCUACUAAAAAUAAUUCCAAUUGUGGUGCAUCCAUGGGUUAACCAUGAAGGUGAUAUUACAACGGCACCAGGUCUACUGAAUUUCACAUUACAUUCUGAUUUGGGUAGAGUAGUUCAAGCAGUAAUACGGGAAUUUGAAAGAAAUCCUCCUCCCAUAACUAGUGAACAUGGUGGCAAUACAGUAACUUCACCUUCAACAUCAGUAAAAGAAUCUGAAAUAACUAGUCCAGGAUAUUUAAUGAACUUUCCAACUUCAUCAAAUUUUUCUCCUCCUAGUCAAAUGAUAGCUAGCAGUUCUAUGUCAUUAUUACAAGGAAAUUAUUUCCCAGAAUUAAAUAAACUCACUAUUAAAGAAUUGAAAUCUUUGAAUGAAAGUAUAGAUAAACAGGAAGAUUUUAUCCUUGAAUUGACUCAACCUAAGGAACAAAAUAGGUUGAUAGAUGAACUUAUUCUGCAUGUUGAAGAUCUAGCAGACUCUAAUUUAUCAAAACAAGAACAAUUAGAAAUGUUAAGAAAAGGUAUUGAAUAUAGAAUAGAAGAAGCAACUGAUCAAACAUUCAAAACUGAGAAAUUACAUAAUGAUUAUAAAAAUUUAUGUGAAAAAUUCUCACCUAAAAAUAUUCAGGAACAUCUUCGCUUAGCAUCUAGAAAAGCCGAUGAGGAUAGCGAACAGUUAGCAGAGCAGUUUUUGAAUGGUGAAAUGGAUGUAGAUAGAUUUUUAUCCUUAUAUAUUAGAAAUCGAACAAAAUAUCAAACAAGGAAAAUAAAAGAAGAAAAAUUAUCUCAACAAAUUGAUAGUCUGGAAAAAGCAGGUUUCUAGUUCAUAUUUGGUGAUAUGUCCAUAAGUUGAUUGCUUUGUAAAGGUUCCUUCCAAAUUCAAUAAGUAAACUAUAAAUUCUUUAUUUUAAAUUAUUUUGCCCUAUUUGGGAUAUCUGUACUCGAUUGAAACAUUGUUUCAAAAUAAUAUUUAUUUCUUGGAAGGCUUGAUCUUUUUUGUUAUUUCCACAGAUAAGGAAUUUGAACAUUACAAUUUUAGUAUUAUUCAUUAUGCUAGUGAAAAAUUAAAUACUGUAAAAUGGCAGGCCUUAAAAAUAUAAUAAAAAAACAUCUCUUUUAA
Molecule: messenger RNA, 1418 nt
Organism: Harmonia axyridis
Lineage: Eukaryota; Metazoa; Arthropoda; Insecta; Coleoptera; Coccinellidae
Gene: Vsp37A
Product: vacuolar protein sorting-associated protein 37A
Exons: 6
Coding region: 105-1121 (338 amino acids)
Biological process (GO): protein targeting to membrane; protein targeting to vacuole; ubiquitin-dependent protein catabolic process via the multivesicular body sorting pathway
Cellular component (GO): ESCRT I complex
Source: RefSeq, a predicted model, not a curated record